GCGAUUCAAAGACACGGAGUCGCCACUGAACGAUCUCCUACAUUUGGUAGUGGUAAAGUGGCACCCACUUCUUCGCCACAGGAGAUAGGAUUGAGUUAUCACCUGGAUUAGGCGUGAUGGUGAGCAAGACAAAAGUUGACAGACUUCAUAAGCGCUUUUAUAUAAAACCAAGAGAACUUGUCAACAAGCUUAUGCGUGAGAUUGUUGGCGUAGAGCAACUGAAAAAAAGUUCUGCAAUCGGGAAAAAUAAUUGGGAUGCCAUACCAGAAAAUAUAUAUGACAGCGUUGAAGGUUAUGUAAAUAAUAAUGCACCUAAGGUCAAGUACCGUAUUUCUCAUAAAGAUUAUCGAGAAACAUUGACUUAUCUUUGUGCAACAUUAAGGAAUCCUAAAAAAGAUGAAAAAAUAACGCGACCGAAGAAAAUCAAAAAACACAAUGAGAAACGGCGUCCAAAAGAAGCACUAUCAAGUCCUGAAAAAAUGAAAAAAAAGGCGCAUUGA
This is a messenger RNA of Trichogramma pretiosum, 500 nucleotides long. RefSeq lists its product as uncharacterized. The record is from RefSeq and is a predicted model, not a curated record. Lineage: Eukaryota; Metazoa; Arthropoda; Insecta; Hymenoptera; Trichogrammatidae. Bases 117 to 500 code for a protein of 127 amino acids. The transcript is spliced from 2 exons.